Pelobates cultripes (western spadefoot toad) is the source of this 10651-nucleotide messenger RNA. NCBI's taxonomy places the organism in Eukaryota, Metazoa, Chordata, Amphibia, Anura, Pelobatidae. The record is from the annotation of a GenBank genome assembly.
AUGAAGAUGGUGUCAGCAGGAACAGGUAAGUAAAGGGAUAGAGAGAUUUUAAUGAUGAGGGAAGUGAGAGAGAAAGUGAAAAAUAGAAGUGAGAACAUUAGCAGGAGAAUAGGUGCUGUGUUUUUAAGAGCUGUGGUUAGGAGGGUUAAGGGUUAAAGAGGUAUUGUGUGAGUAUAGCUAUUUUUGGGUGUGGGGGGCUUGGUGGACAGAGGCUAACAUAAUUGGUUUAACAGGUAAGGUAGGUAAUUUGAACUAUCUAUAAAUGUAGUGAUAACCAUGGGGAGGGUGGGAAGCGAUCAUCCAGAAAUGCUACCUCUGCUUAUGGCAAGUCCUGCAGGGUUGUGUGCUGGGAGUCCUGGGUGUAGCUGAUUCAAUAUUGUAUGGGGCCCAGGCUCUGCUUAUGGCAAGUCAAGGGCUUUGUGUGCUGGGAGUCCUGGGUGUAGCUGAUUCAAUAUUGUAUGGGGCCCAGAGCUCUGCUUAUAGCAGAAUCCUGCAGGGUUGUGUGCUGGGAGUCCUGGGUGUGGCCCCUGUUCAAUGUUGUAUGGGGCCCAAGGCUCUUAGCAUGGCAAGUCCUGCAGGGUUGUGUGUGCUGGGAGUCCUGGGUGUAGCUGAUUCAAUAUGUGUAUGGGGCCCAGGCUCUGCUUAUGGCAAGUCCUGCAGGGUGUGUGCUGGGAGUCCUGGGUGUAGCUGAUUCAAUGACAUGGGGCCCAGGCUCUGCUUAUGGCAAGUCCUGCAGGGUUGUGUGUUGGGAGUCCUGGGUGUAGCUGUUCCAAUAUUGUAUGGGGCCCAGGCUCUGCUUAUGGCAAGUCCUGCAGGGUUGUGUGCUGUGAGUCCUGGGUGUAGCUGUUUCAAUAUUGUAUGGGGCCCAGGCUCUGCUUAUGGCAAGUUCUGCAGGGUUGUGUGCUGGGGAAUCCUGGGUGUAGCUGAUUCAAUGUUGUAUGGGGCCCAGGCUCUGCUUAUGGCAAAUCCUGCAGGUUUUUGCUGGGAGUCCUACAGGUGUAGCUGAUUCAAUGUGUAUGGGAAUUCAGGCUCUGCUUAUGUUGAAGUCCUGCAGGGGUUGUGUGCUGGAGUCCUGGGUGUAGCUGAUUCAAUAUUGUAUGGGGCCCAGGCUCUGCUUGUGAAUCCUGCAGGGUUGUGUGCUUUCAGGUCUGGGUGUGGCUGAUUCAAUGGGGCCCAGGCUCUGUAUGGCAGAAUCCUGCAGGGUUGUGUGCUGGGGUCCUGGGUGUGGCUGAUUCAAUAUUGUAUGGGGCCCAGGCUCUGCUUAUGAUCCUGCAGGGGUUGUGUGCUAGAGUCCUGGGUGUAGCUGAUUCAAUAUUGUAUGGGGCCCAGGCUCUGCUUAUGGCAAGUCCUGCAGGGUUGUGUGCUGGGAGUCCUGGGUGUGGCUGAUUCAAUAUUGUAUGGGGCCCAGGCUCUGCUUAUGGCAAGUCCUGCAGGGUUGUGUGCUGGGAGUCCUGGGUGUAGCUGAUUCAAUAUUGUAUGGAGCCCAGGCUCUGCUUAUGGUAAGUCCUGCAGGGUUGUGUGCUGGGAGUCCUGGGUGUAGCUGAUUCAAUAUUGUAUGGGGCCCAAGCUCUGCUUAUGGCAAGUCCUGCAGGGUUGUGUGUAGAACAGGUGUAACUGAUUCAAUAUUGUAUGGGGCCCAGGCUCUGCUUGUAGCAAGUCCUGCAGGGUUGGGUGCCUGGGAGUCCUGGGUGUAGCUGAUUCAAUAUUGUAUGGGGCCCAGGCUCUGCUAUGUAAGAAUCCUGCAGGUUGUGUGCUGGGAGUCCUGGGUGUAGUUGAUUCAAUGUGUAUGGGGCCCAGGCUCUGCUUAUAGCCAGAAUCCUGCAGGGUUGGGUGCUAAGGAGUCCUGGGUGUAGUUGAUUCAGCUAUUGUAGCCUGGGGCCCAGGCUCUGCUUAUAGCAAGUCCUGCAGGGUUGGUGCUCAGGUCCUGGGUCAGCAACUGAUUCAAUAUUGCUUAUGGGGCCCAGGCUCUAUGUAGAAUCCUGCAGGGUUGGGUGCUGGGGUCCUGGGUGUAGCUGAUUCCAAUAUUGCUUGGGGCCAGGCUCUGCUUGCCGUCCUGCAGGGUUGUGUGCUGGGAGUCCUGGGUGUAGUUGAUUCAAUAUUGUAUGGGGCCCAGGCUCUGCUUAUGGCAAGUCCUGCAGGGUUGUGUGCUGGGAGUCCUGGGUGUAGCUGAUUCAAUAUUGUAUGGGGCCCAGGCUCUGCUUAUGGUAAGUCCUGCAGGGUUGUGUGCUGGGAGUCCUGGGUGUAGCUGAUUCAAUAUUGUAUGGGGCCCAAGCUCUGCUUAUGGCAAGUCCUGCAGGGUUGUGUGCUGGGAGUCCUGGGUGUAGUUGAUUCAAUAUUGUAUGGGGCCCAGGCUCUGCUUAUGGCAAGUCCUGCAGGGUUGUGUGCUGGGAGUCCUGGGUGUAGUUGAUUCAAUAUUGUAUGGGGCCCAGGCUCUGCUUAUGGCAAGUCCUGCAGGGUUGUGUGCUGGGAGUCCUGGGUGUAGCUGAUUCAAUAUUGUAUGGGGCCCAGGCUCUGCUUAUGGCAAGUCCUGCAGUUUAUCAAAUCAGUAUUAAGUCACAGUUAAUGGUGUGACUCGCUGCCUAUGAAAGAGCAUUGCGUACAUUGAGAAGUGGACCUUGUGUUAACCCAACCUUUGGAAGAACCAUCUAUGUUUGGAGUUCAAUCUCCUCAGCUGUCUGUUAUACCAAUAGGCAACAAAUGUUUCCUUUUGUUAUAAGCAUCAUAGGUUAUCAAAUGACUUUCAUUAAUAAAAUGGUAAUUAGCAAAAAUUAUGGAUUUAUUUAUUGAUAUUUUAAAUUAAACAAAAUACAAUUUUUACUGUGCGGAUAUCGUCUUUCUAAACAUUGAUCGGCUGACAACUUCUCUCGGUUAAACUGAAUUACAUUGUAAGAGGGUGACCUUUGAGCUAAAAUCUCUGAUUUCUUUUAUAAAGGGCUAGAAAACACCUUUGAAACAUUGACUUUGAGAUAUGAAAAUAUAUCCAACCCAUGGAGUCCAGGUGACUACAUUGUCCAGUCGAAGUUGGUCCAUACUCAGAGAAACACAGAGAAGCAAGCUGCCUUCAGAUUUGGGUUGCCAUUACCAAGACACCUAAACUUCCAAAAUCCAAACAAGAAGAACAAAUGGGGACACGCAAGGAGUUACCGAAUCCAGUACAACUCACACGCAGACAGCGUACUACCCCGAAACUGGAAAGAGGAAAAGGGCGUGUCCUGGUCAAGGUAUAUACCCAGUCAAGGACAAUUAUUACUGGUUAGAACGUCAUGGAAGUGAGCAAACAGAUCAAAGAUGUAAUACACACACUCAUAAGGUGGAGCUAUAGAAAUACUUCCCUUUCUUCUUAAUACAAUCAAAAAUGCUGAAACAGAAACAAAGGGAGCAAGUGUGUGACAGUGAGCUUGUCUCUAGCACGCAUUUGUUUGUCAUUGAGCUUGUCUGUAGUGAGCAUGUGUGUGACAGUGAGCUUGUCUCUAGCACGCAUUUGUUUGUCAUUGAGCUUGUCUGUAGUGAGCAUGUGUGUGUCAGUGAGCUUGUCUGUACUGAGUAUGUAUAUGACAGUGAGCUUGUCUGUUGUGAGCUUGUGUGUGUCAGUGAGCUUGUCUGUAGUGAGCAUGUGUGUGUCAGUGAGCUUGUCUGUACUGAGUAUGUAUAUGACAGUGAGCUUGUCUGUUGUGAGCUUGUGUGUGUCAGUGAGCUUGUCUGUAGUGAGCAUGUGUGUCAGCAGGUUUGUCUGUAGUGAGCAUGUAUGUGUGUCAGUGAGCAUGUCUAUAGUGAGCAUGUGUGUGAAAGUGGAGUUGCCUGUAGUGAGUAUAUGUGUAACAGUAAGCUUGUCAUUAGUAAGCAUGAGUGUGUGUCAGUGAGUUUGUCUGUAAUGAGCAUGUGUGUGUCAGAGAGUUUGUCUGUAGUGAGCAUGUGUGUGACAGCUUGUCUUUCCUGAGGAUGUGUGUGUCAGUGAGCUAGUGCUGGUCUGUAGUGCGUAUGUGUAUGUGAGUUUGUUUGUAGUGAGCAUGCAUGUUUGUACUAUUGAGCUUUUCUGUACUAAGUUUGUGCAUUUGUAUCAGUAAGCUUUUGUGUGUCAGUGAGCCUACUUGUUAGUAUCAGUAAGCUUAUGUAUAUCAAUAAGAUUGUCUUCCUGUGAACCUGUGUAUCAAUGAGCUUGUGUCAGUGAGGUUGUCUGUGUCUGCAUGUGAGUAUGCUUACUGUAUAAUUGAAAUUUCUACUCUGAAAGGACCAAUAUUUUGAAUUAGAAAAAGAAGCAUAACAAUAAUAUAUAUAAUAAAGCAUUCUUUUUUUAAUUGGAUGACCCAGAGUGCUGUUAUGGUUUGGAAAGAAUUGUACGUGUCUGUGUGUACACAUAUACACACACCCUUUUUUAAUACAUACCGGCACCCUGGGUCAGAAAAAAGUUCAAGUUUCAGUUCGUUACUGGACCAUUCACCAGCAUAAUAAAAAGACAACAAAGACUAUUUGAGGUACCAAUAAUGGAUAUAAAGGGCUAAUUUAGAGGAAUAUGUAAAGUAGACAAUGACUAUAAUGACAUUUAGUAUCUGACAUGCACUGUAUUGUCCACUAGAUACAGUUUGGCGGUCACACGUUACAGCGACAUGGAGAUGAGAAGCAGUGAUAUUUUCCUUCAAUGUGAGCCGUGGGACCCCUACGUGUACUUUGAGAGCUUUGUAAGGAAUAAUGAAGAUAUCGUUAACAAGGUAAAUAAUAGUGUAUCUGAUAUUACACUAUACAAGAGUUUCACCUUACUAUAUUAUCCCUAGUGGUGAUUAUCUCCAUGUUUGAGAUCAUGACCAGUAGCCCCUGUUCCCCCAGAUAUCACCACACUGCCCCUGCCCCCCCACCUACCACCACACUUCCCCUGCUCCCUCAGCUACCACCACACUACCCCUACCUACUACCACACUUCCCCUGCUCCCCUAGAUACCACCACACUGCCCCUGCCCCCCCACCUACCACCACAUACCUUUUCUUCGCUACAACCACACUGCCCCUACCCCCACCUACCACCACAUUGCCUCUGCCCCACUGCCCCCUGCCCCCAGCAACAACCACACUGCCCCCACCUACUCCACCACACUGCCCCUGCCCCAGCUUCUGCCCUGACCCCCGGCUACCAUCACACUGCCACUGCCCCUGCCCCCCCACUGCCCCUGCCCCCAGCCACCACUGCCCCCACCUGCACCACCUGCCUUACAGCUACCACCACCUGCCCCCACCUACCACCACACUGCUCCUGCCCCCACCACCACACUGCCCUGCUCCCCCAGCUAUCACCUGUACCCCUGCUCCCCCACCUACCACCACACACUGCCCCUGCUCCCCACCUACCACCACACUUCCCCUGCUCCCUAGCUUCCACCACACUGCCCCUGCCCCCCACCUACCACCACUGCCCUGCCCCUUUCCUGUGUCCCCAGCUACCACCACACUGCCCCUGCUCCCCACCUACCACCACACUGCCCCUGCUCCCCAAGCUCCCCCACCUACCACCACACUGCCCCUGUACCCUGCUCAGCCACCUACCACCACACUCCUGCUCCCCCACCUACCACCACACUGCCCCUGCUCCCCACCACCACUGCCCUGCCCCCCCUGCCCCGCACCUACCACUGUUCCCCAGCUACCACCACACUGCCUGCUCCCCACCUACCACCACACUGCCCCUGCUCCCAAGCUCCCCCCACCUACCACCACACUGCCCCUGCCACAAUACCCCUGCUCAGCCACCUACCACCACACCUCCCUGCUCCCCCACCUACCACCACACUGCCCUGCUCUCCCACCUACCACCACAAUACCCCUGCUCCCUACCACCACAAUACCCCUGCUCCCCCACCUACCACCAAUACCUGCUCCAGCCACCUACCACAACACACUGCCCCUGCUCCUCCACCUACCACCACAAUACCCCUGCUCCCCCACCUACCACAACACUGCCCCUGCUCCCCCACCUACCACCACACUGCCCCUGCUCCCCUACCUACCCCUUGUGUCCCCCCUCCAAGCAAAACCUCUGAACUGCUCACUGAGAACAUUUGUUCCCUUUUGAGAAAGAUGCAAACCAUCUUUUUUGUACAUUAUUUCCAUGACAUGCGCACAGUCCUUUUUUGCAUAUGUCCUUAACCAUAACCUUAGAACCCCCCAAUAAGACACUGACCCCAAUUUAAAGUGGAUAAAAUGUCAUGGCUUUAAUAAAUUAUGUAUAUAAAUAACAAAAAUGGGCCAUUUGCAGACAUUCCCAAUUUUCACAUAGACACAUAAUUCACCCCAACUUUAACAGUACUAUACCCACUGACAACAACCCAUAACAUAAUCUAACAAUAAUCCAAAUAACCAGAUAAUAACAUAACACAAAGCACGGCCACAACUGGCCUUACACUCCAAGUGUUUUAACAUUAUAGGGGCAUACCAAGAUACCCCUACAACCACCGACUUAACAUUGUUGGGGCAUACCAAGAUACCCCUACAGCCACCGGUUUAACAUUGUAAGGGCAUACCGAGAUACCCCUACACCCACCGACUUAACAUUGUUGGGGCAUACCAAGAUACCCCUACAGCCACCGGUUUAACAUUGUAAGGGCAUACUGAGACACCACUACACCCACCGACUUAACAUUGUUGGGGCAUAUCGAGAUACCCCUACACCCAGCGACUUAACAUUGUAAGGGCAUACCGAGAUACCCCUACACCCAGCGAUUUAACAUUAUAGGGGCAUACCAAGAUACCCCUACAGCCACCGGUUUAACAUUGUAAGGGCAUACCGAGACACCCCUACAGCCACUGGUUUAACAUUGUAAGGGCUUCAAAAGAAAGAUUCUGUCCCUUUGAUAAAAAUCUCGUGGAAAUUGAUAAUGUGUCUUGCAACAGGGGUAGGGGAAAUCAUGUUGUUAACAGAGUUGAUGUGCUGUAAGAUCCUUCGUCUGAAUUGUUGAAAAGUUUUGCCUAUAUAUUGGACACCGCAGCUGCACAUGAUUAAAUAGAUAAGUCGUGUGGUACUACAGUCCAGAGCAUUAGUAUCAACUUUGAUUUGGGUCUGUGUAGAUACGACCGUUUUUGAAGGUAAAACAUAUUGGCAUGCCUUGCAAUGGCCGCAUUUGGCCGUUCCUUUCACAGAAGAUAGCCAAUUGGUUGGUGGUGAAGGGAAUGUCAAAUGGCUAUGAACUAAUUGAUCAUAAAGAUUGGUCGGCGUGCUGUUAGCGAUGGAUGGUUUGGUAAGAUUUUGUUUAGCACUGGGUUAUGUAGGAGAAUUGGCCAGUUCCUAUGUAGGAUAGUGGUCAUAUUGUCCCAGCCUUGGUCAAAGGUGGCGAUACAGCGAGGUGCCUUAAGUUCUUGUGCUGGUCUCGAGGAUUGGAGACUGGAGUGUCUAGCUAUACCACACACUCGGUGAAAGGCCUGUUUUAGGACCCGGUUGGGGUAUCCCAAUUCCUUGAACCGUGACCUCAAAAUCUUGCAUUCGUUGUUAAAAGUUUGGUCAUGUGAGCAAUUGCGUCUCGCUCUAAGGUAUUGGCUGUAGGGAAUGGAAGCCUUUAAACGAUAUGGAUGGUGGCUCGUCCAGUGCAACAGGCUAUUGGUAGAUGUCUCCUUCCUGAACAAUUCAGUUUGGAUGGUCCUGUCUUGCUCGAGUAGGAUAUUUAAAUCCAGGAACACCAGUUCGUGUUCAUCAAUCACAUAUGUCAAUUUAAGAUUGAUGUCAUUGUCAUUCAACAUAGUGACAAAGUCUUCAAACACGGGGACAGAACCUGUCCACAGGAGCAGCAUGUCGUCAAUAUAUCUAUGCCAGCUCAGAAUGUAUUGAUGGAAACAGCUGAACUUUGUGGCAGUGACGACAUGCUGCUCCCACCACCCUAGAAAUAAAUUGGCAUAAGUGGGGGCACAAGCCGUCCCCAUAGCGGUACCAGAUAUUUGGAGAUAAAAGGCUCCGUUAAAUACAAAAUAGUUGUGUGUGUAAGGAUAAAUUCAAGGGCAGCUAGGAUGAAUUUCUUUUGUAGAUCAUUAUAUAAGGUAUUAUCAAGAAAAGAACUGCAAGCCCUUAGACCUAAGUGAUGGGGUAUGUUGGUAUAUAGAGAAACCACAUCAAGGCUUGCUAGCUGAGUGUACGGUGGAACGGUCAUAUCCUGUAAUGUAAGAAGGGUGGACUUUGUAUCUUGAAGGUACGAUGGUAAUUUGAGUACUAGAGGAUGUAGAAUCUUUUCUACAAAUUUACUCAGGGCUUCUGUAAGACAGUUAUUGCCAGAUACUAUAGGUCUACCGGGGGGGGACGGGUACCCUUGUGUAUUUUCGGGAGACAGUAAAAGGUGGCAAUAGUUGGAGUUUUAUUAGGUAAUAGAAAUUUGAGUUCGUCCUGGUUAAUGAUCUGUUGAUUGAGAGCAUCGUGCAAUAAAGUUUCCAGUUCAUUAACAUAGGUACUUGUAGGGUCUGAGGAAAGAAUUCUAUAGUAGGAGAUGUCAUUAAGAUGACACAGGCACAUAUCAACAUAUUCAGACCGUUUCAUGAGGACAAUGUUGCCACCUUUGUCAGCUGGUUUGACUAUAAGAUCAGUUUGCUGUUUGAAAUCUUGAAGAGCCUUACGCUCGGCAAAGCUCAAGUUGUCUAUGGUAUGGCUAGGCUUGUUAUUCAUUUCAAAUUCGUUCAGUGACAUUUGAAGGAAAAGGUCAAUAUGAGGAGUGUCUGUGAAGUUGGGGGUGAAAUAGCUUGGUGGCUUGAAAUCUGUCAAUGGUCUACUCGGAUCGUUUUCCUGUGCAAGACUGUCCAGAAUUUUAGACAUUUCAUAUUCCUGUAUAGUAAGGCCCAAAUCAUUUGCUGCAAUUUGAUCUUUUUUGGCGUGCAAAAUGUUGAGGGCAAGUUUUCUGCCAAAGAGAUUUAAAUCUUUGGACCAAUUGAAUUUGUUACAUUUGGGGGUAGGUACAAAGGAUAGUCCCUUGUUGAGUAGACUGAUAUGAUGUACUGAAAGCUGAAAGUCUGUGAGAUUAAUGAUUUUAUCUGGAAUUAAGUUCUUGGGGUCCGGUUUUGGGUCUUGUACGACCAUCGAUCCCUGUCUCUUAAACGUCCCCGUUGUUGGUAUGGUUGUUGCUGAUCUAAAAAAGGAUUUGAAGAGGGGACAGUUGAGGUAGAGUUGUUCGUGUCCCCUGAGAUGGGUAUAUCCAGAAAGGAAACUACCUUUUCAGGGUUCUUAAGGAUACUCUUAUUGGAGUUUGACUGUAAACUGGUGUCUUUUGUAUAUGUUCUGUUCCGUCUGUAAGGGGAUCUCCAUCUGUUCUGUGAUUGUUGGUCCUGGUCUGACCAGUCUGUUUCGGCAGAAGAGGAGCCCCUAUAGCUGUUUUUGCGUCUCGUAUUUUUGUUGGUUUGUCGGAAAAUGGUUCCACUUUUAAAAUCUUUGAAGUCUCUUUGAAAUUUGUUGUGUUUUUUGAUUUUUAGAUGGUGUCUAAAGUUGGUAAUGUUUUGUUGCAAUUUGAUUUCCAUAGGGGUAUACAGAUCAUCUGAUUUAUACUUUUUGAUGAGGGCAAUUGCUUUUAGUAGGGUUUUGGAGAUAACCUCUCUCCUUUCUACUCCAAACCCUACCACUACUAGAGUGUAUGCAGACUCUGGAACCUGUACAUAUAUUCCUUUAUCCUCACUCACUAGUAUUACCAAUUUUUGUUAAAUGUUUCCUCACAAUCCCCUUUUCUCCCUCUAUAUACGCCCUCAGCACCUACAGGUGGUCCUUUGGACAUGUCUAAUUUUGGACACCCACGAGAAUCACAUUAGAUCAAGAGAGGCAGUCUAUUUAGGAACGUCUUUUGUAUAAUACCAAUAAAGUAUCUUCUAGAUUUUUAUCAAAGGGACAGAAUCUCUUUCUUUUGAAUUUCUACUAUUUAGGGUUACCCCCUUAUUUUCUGUCUGUCAUAUGAAGAUAAUCUCGUUGCCAUUUUCUUCUUCUUUCUUCUUAACAUUAUAGGGGCAUACCGAGAUACCCCUACACCCACCGACUUUACAUUAUAGGGGCAUACCAAGAUUUUGUACACCCAGUGACUUAACAUUGUUGGGGCAUACCAAGAUACCCCUACAGCCACCGGUUUAACAUUGUAAGGGCAUACUGAGACACCACUACACCCACCGACUUAACAUUGUUGGGGCAUAUCAGUAGACCGGGUGAGGGGGGAGCAAUGAAGAUUUUUUGCACAGGGCGCCUAAAGGUCUAUGGCUGGCCCUGGCCAAACCAAUUAGUAAAUCAGACAGUAACACAACUAGAGCUCUGUGGGGUGGGGCAGCUUCUUUAAUUUUGGACAAUCUGACAAAUGUUACCAUUAGGAGAGCAACAGUUUUAAACCUACAAUUUACACAACACUGGCGUGAUGAUACCAUGCAUUUAAUGUUUUGGUUUUUUUAGGAUCUGGUCGCUUGGGUAACGGUGGGAUUCCUGCAUAUUCCCCACGCUGAGGACAUUCCCAACACUGCCACACCAGGGAAUUCUGUAGGUUUCUUACUCCGUCCAUACAACUUCUUUGACGAAGAUCCAUCGGUGGCUUCCAGGAACACGAUCAUCGUUAAACCUGCAAAGGAAGACUUUAGUGAAGUGAAGAUUCAGCGUUGGACUCCUGAAAUCCUUGGCAAUUGUGUUUCUCAAACACCGUUCCAUUAUAAUGGUACAUACUUUUCCGACUGA